Molecule: messenger RNA, 2177 nt
Organism: Drosophila pseudoobscura
Lineage: Eukaryota; Metazoa; Arthropoda; Insecta; Diptera; Drosophilidae
Product: sialin
Exons: 5
Biological process (GO): monoatomic anion transport; transmembrane transport
Cellular component (GO): plasma membrane
Molecular function (GO): transmembrane transporter activity
Source: RefSeq, a predicted model, not a curated record
GGAGAGUUCUUAUCGCCGCUUGUAACAUUUUACAGUUCGGUUCGGUCUACAGGUUAGUUUCUAGAUAUGUUCCGCGCUUUGGGCGAGUGCUGACCGAUAAAUCGUCGAGAAAUCGUGCCGAAUUGCAAAUAACUUUGCAAAGUUACAUGUUUACAUCUUGUCAGAGUGCCAGUGUCAGUGCCAGUGUCGAUGGCAGGUGCAGUCGGUGGGCAUCGUAUUCGUAAUUAGUAUUUCCCCUGCUCGGCUCACCUGUGGAUUGUGUCUUCCCUCAUCGUCGAUUAGUUUUUGUGUGUGUGUUUGGGUAGAAAAGAAAUUAGAAAAUGGUCUGCAAGUCGUGGACGCUGCCGCAUCGGUCAGCAGUCCCUCCUGCGUCCCACAGACUCUUGGGAUCGGUUCGCCUCACGUACGCCGUGUGCGCCUUCCUGUCGAUCUGCCUCCAUUCUGCCAUGCGCAGCAUGCUUGCCAUGGUCAUACUACGUAUGGUCAAGCCGCGACCCGAGGACAGCCUUCUGAUGGCCCUGGAGCUGGAGCGCAGCAACUCCACUGGUCCGGGGCAGUGCGGAGGCCCUGUCGUUGGCCCGCGUUUGCAGCAGACGGGCGGCGACCUGCCCUGGACACGCAACCAGGAGCUUACCUUUCCCGGCGUCUACUACUACGGCUACGUCAUCUCGAUCCCCCUGGCCGGACACCUGUCGGAUCGGUUCAGCAGCAAGCGGCUGUUCAUCCUGUCCUUGGUCUUCGAGGCUUCGGCAUACUGCCUCCUCCCAACGAUGGCGCAUCACAGCUAUGGCGCCGCGGUAGCCGGCUUGGUGGUCUCCGGCAUGUGUGCGGGAUGCGGCAAUCCGCCGCUAUACCAGCUGUUCGUGACCUGGGCACAUCCCACGGAGCGGACGUCGCUGCUCUCGUUCGCCUACAUCGGCCUUCUCAUGGGCUCUAUUGUGGUCUAUCCGGUGGCCAACUACCUCAGCGACUUUGCGUGGGAGCUAUCCUUCUAUGUGGUUGGAAGUGUGACGCUGGUCUUCGGCAUAUCCUGUCACUGGCUCAUCUACGACACACUGGACCAGCAUCCACGCAUCUCGAAUGCGGAGAAGGCGUACUUACAACGGGAGCCGUUGUCCAGGAGCCAAGUAGGUGACUAAGUAGGUGAUCCACUGGUUACUUUCUCUUUAUUUUCCACAAUUUGGCAGUUAAAUGUUCCUUGGAGACAGCUGCUUACCUCGCUUCCUGUGUAUGCCUUCAUCCUGACGCACGUCUUCCACAACUACACCUUCCUCGUACUGUCCGUCGUGAUGCCGCGCUUCAUGCGCGAGGCCAUGCAAUUCACCAUCCAUGAUGUCGGGGUUCUGUCGGCGGCUCCGUAUCUGGGCGGUAUGUUCUCGAAGCUGAUAUGCGUCUUUAGCUGCGGCUACGUGGAGCGGCGCGUGGGUCUCAAUCAGAGCUGGAUGCGUCGACUGCUGUAUGUCGCCUGUAGCAUUUUAACGAUGGUUUUUAUUGGCAUUAUUAUGUGGGCCGGCUGCGAGCAGAAGACACUAGUAAUGCUGAUGUACGCGUUCCUUUACGCCACCACAGACAUGGGUUUCAGUGCCGGCUACUGGCCCACACUGUUGUACUUCGCGCCUUCCUUUGCCGGUCUUCUAUCCGGACUGGCCAACUGUUUGGCCCACCUGUCUGGAUUUCUGGCGCCCCAUCUCGUGGCCGCUCUGGUGCAUACUGGCACCAAGGCCGAGUGGAAUAUUGUGCUGCUGACACUGAUCCUUUUCAAUGGCAUGGCCAUGUUUGUGUUUGGGCUGUUCAGCAGUACGAGGCUGCAGUCUUGGGAUCCACGCAGACACGCGGAGUCUUUAAGUGCAAAUCAAGACAACGUUCAUUAGAAAUUAAGAAUUAAACCUAUUUUAUUUUUUGUUCUUUGUGUUUUUAUAUCCGCGCCCAUUGAGUGUGCACCUCUGUAAUAUCGAAUAAAGUAGAUUCUAGUGUUUUCUAAUGUUUUAUACUCUUUGCAUUUCUCCUUAGAUGUUUGAUAUCGGAUACAAAACAAAAAUUAGCUUAACAAGAAAUGCAAAUGAAUAUCCCUUCUAAUAAACAUUGUCGUAUCGCCUCUUAAAUACAUGUAUACAUAGUUAAAAAGAUGGCAUUCCCAAAAAUAAUAUUUUAACUACGUUUAAAGUUUCAUAGAGAAA